AUGGCUGGUUCCGGUUGGUUUUCAUCAAGGCAGGCCAAAGCUCUUGGACUUACCUCAAGGAUGGAUGUUUAUAUGGUGAUCAGUGAUAUUAAAAACUCUUCACAGCUAAAGCUACUCACACAUCCAGAAUCAUUCCAAGAUUAUGGUUUUCAUGCAUUUCUUGUGGAAUCAACUAAGGGAGACUUGUUGCAUAUCCUACGAAAUUAUGCGCUAACAGACGGUUUUUUGAAGCAUAAUAAUAGGCAUACUACGGGCUUUGAGGUUUACAAGUGGGUGUUUGACGAUGAAGAUGGAUCUAUUAGGCACAAGGUUGAAUUGAAAAGCAUUGGAGACGCGGCUCUAUUUGUGGGCGACAAUGAUUCAAUCUUUGUUAUCCUACAUUCAAUGAUGACCAAAGAUAUGAUAUGGGUAUCUUCAACUUGGAGGACGGAACUGUCACACAACCUUACCCUCUAUGCACCAAUUCUCAAAGAGCUAUUUGGGUUGUGCCACCCUCUAUGUUAG
Prunus armeniaca (apricot) is the source of this 504-nucleotide messenger RNA. The record is from the annotation of a GenBank genome assembly. Lineage: Eukaryota; Viridiplantae; Streptophyta; Magnoliopsida; Rosales; Rosaceae.